GGAGGGGGUGAUCGAUAGCUUUAUUCAUGGAUCGGUUCAGGUAUCGGAGGAGUUCCUGCUCCUCCAGGCUCCGACAUUCUCUCCAAAUGAGUCCAUUACGGCCCACAUAAACAACCCGGGCUGGCCUCCCAUUGGCUGGCCGCGGGGUCACGUGUCCCGCGCGGCCGUCCGUCUAUUUGACAGGCGCAGGAUGGCCGAAUGCCAGAGGGGCGACACCGAACGGACCGAGGGCCAGAAAGAAAAAUUAGUAUUCCGCAGCAGCCGCGCUAUAAAUCAAUCAUGGACUCGUUCGUGCUGAGCUGUAAAUACGCAGAGCCGCAGUUCCCGCCUUGUGAAGAAGAUUACAGUAAUUUCAGUGACCAGGGGGGGUAUUAUAACUGCCCCCAGGACGGCGGAGGCAGCUACGGAGGGGGAUACCAGAACCUGCAGCCGCCUCCGCCUCCGUACGACCCGCAGCAACCCGCAUAUCCUCCCUCUGCGCAGGACGCACCGCCGCGGCUCUACCCGGCCUGCAGGGAGGGCCCGGGCCCCGGGAAGGACCGGCUCCCGGUGGGGGACCUGCAGCAGGGCCCGGCCUGGACGACCUGCGGAAAGCCGCCUCAGGUGCAGCGGAGGGCGGCGUGUGCGAGCAGAGAGCGGCCGCCGGUGGUGGUUUACCCCUGGAUGAAGAAGGUGCACGUAGCGCACGUGAAUCCGAACCACGUGGGUCCGGAGCCGAAGCGCCUGCGCACGGCGUACACGCGCCAGCAGGUCCUGGAGCUGGAGAAGGAGUUCCACUUCAGCCGGUACCUCACGCGCCGCCGACGCGUCGAGGUGGCUCACGCGCUCUGCCUGUCCGAGCGGCAGGUGAAGGUGUGGUUCCAGAACCGGCGCAUGCGCUGGAAGAAAGACAACAAGCUGCCCAACACCAAGGGCCGCAGCAAGAGCAGGCGGGACAACAACAACAACAACAACAACAACAACAACAACAACAACAACAGCAGCAGCAGCAGCAGCAGCGGCGGCGGCGGCGGUGGAGAGUCUGUGAAGGCGGGGAUCACGGUGUGACGUGUGCAGCAGCUUUACGUCUUUAUGUGUGAUGAUAGAAGCAGAUUCAGGAGAAAACAGGGUCUUUGUUGUUCUACAGGGUAAACAUUCAAACAGGGUUUUAUCUGAAUUUAUGAACAUGUACAGAAAGAAAAAUGACCAAAGCCUCGGAGCAGAAACAUUUGGAUUCCUGAUGUGAGGAUGGAGAGCUAAAGCAGCUUCUGUUCUCAGGACGGAAACAAUACAGAGCUGAUUCCAGUCAAUAUGCUAUUAUUAUUAUUGUUAUUAUUGUUGUUAUGACAGCUUUACUGCAGUACUUAUUGUGUUAUUUAGAGAGAAACUUUUUAUUCUUUUAGCAGCUUCCAGCUUCUUUUCUACGUUUGAG
Molecule: messenger RNA, 1411 nt
Organism: Acanthochromis polyacanthus (spiny chromis)
Lineage: Eukaryota; Metazoa; Chordata; Actinopteri; Pomacentridae
Product: homeobox protein Hox-D4b-like
Exons: 2
Coding region: 199-1047 (282 amino acids)
Biological process (GO): embryonic skeletal system morphogenesis; anterior/posterior pattern specification; regulation of transcription by RNA polymerase II
Cellular component (GO): nucleus
Molecular function (GO): DNA-binding transcription factor activity, RNA polymerase II-specific; RNA polymerase II cis-regulatory region sequence-specific DNA binding
Source: RefSeq, a predicted model, not a curated record